Messenger RNA from Cyprinus carpio (common carp), 516 nucleotides. RefSeq names its product tumor necrosis factor receptor superfamily member 14-like. The coding region runs from base 181 to 516 and encodes 111 amino acids. NCBI's taxonomy places the organism in Eukaryota, Metazoa, Chordata, Actinopteri, Cypriniformes, Cyprinidae. Gene Ontology annotation, biological process: positive regulation of cytokine production involved in immune response; defense response to Gram-positive bacterium; positive regulation of T cell migration. Gene Ontology annotation, cellular component: external side of plasma membrane. The transcript has 5 exons. Gene Ontology annotation, molecular function: protein binding. The record is from RefSeq and is a predicted model, not a curated record.
UAGUUAACACAGAGAGGCGUUAACGGAAGUGAAUUCAGCUUGGAAAUCCCCAGCAGCAUAAAAAGAGAUCUGGGAGUUUUACCUGCAAACCCAUGUGAGAUUGCUGUAUGAUUCAUCUGGCCCAUGAAACAAGAAGCACAAAAUGAUCACGUCUGCAGAUGAUUUAUUUAGUUCCCAAAUAUGUGUAUAUUCUAUAAUCUUUUAAAAUUACUUCCUCUCCUCUUCAUGAACAUUGUGCUUUGUGUGGCAGCAUGUAAUAAUGCAGAAUAUGAAAUUGAUGGAGAGUGUUGCCCAAUGUGUGAUCCAGGAAAGCGAGUUCAUAAACACUGUGAUGAGUUCACAAGCACAACAUGUGAUUCAUGUCCCAUGAUGACUUACACUCAUGUUCCGAAUGGAUUUAUAGAAUGUCUGCCGUGUUCUGUCUGUGAUCCGAGUAAUGGGCUGAGAGUAAAGCAGGCAUGUACAUUAACAUCAGAUACAGUGUGUGAACCUCUGCCUGCUUACAACCUAAUAUAA